This is a messenger RNA of Trametes versicolor FP-101664 SS1, 1070 nucleotides long. RefSeq lists its product as uncharacterized. Gene Ontology annotation, cellular component: vacuolar transporter chaperone complex; fungal-type vacuole membrane. Bases 25 to 708 code for a protein of 227 amino acids. Lineage: Eukaryota; Fungi; Basidiomycota; Agaricomycetes; Polyporales; Polyporaceae. The transcript is spliced from 7 exons. The record is from RefSeq and is a predicted model, not a curated record.
CGCACUCUUUGCUCACCGUCCACCAUGGCCAGCACCACCACACCGGCAGCGGCCACGACGACUCUGCGCCAUGCGUCCAGCGCAGAGCCCAGCGAGGACGACGCCCGCCACAGCUCGCUCCUCCGCCGCUCGUGGUACGCCAUGUCCGACGUGCUCUCGCCGUUUUCCCCCUCUGCGCUCGCUUCCCUCCCUAAGAAGACCUUCCAAAUUCGCCCGCGCUAUACCCGCGUCGACCACAUCCCCGACGCAGAACAGGAUGAAGACGGCCAGAUGCCCACCGUCAGGGACUACCAUGCUAUCAACUCCGUACCCCCACAAGUCCGAGUCCCGAAGAAGAUUGCGACCCCUGUUAAGGUCGAGGGGAAAGUGUGGUUCGCGAACGAGCGAACGUGGGUUGCGUAUCUUCAAACCUCGGUGCUCAUAGGCACAUUGGCCCUGGCGCUAUUCAAUACUUCGAAAGACAGCAUAGCUCGCAAUCUGGCAUACGCAUACGCGGGGCUGAGUGUAGCGGUCCUGAUUUAUGGAUAUGCAGUAUACCAGCACAGGAUCACCAUGAUCCGUAGGCGGGAUCCUGGCCACUUUGACCAAAUCGUCGGUCCCGUCCUCAUUAGUGCUUUCUUGUUUUGUGCAGUUCUCGUGAACUUCGUGCUUCGUGUGCGAGAACUACAAAGCAAGAAUAUCACCAUACCCGGCAUACCGUUCCUCUAAGCGGCUUGUCGUUCCCGGCUCUGUGUGACCGCACAUAUCAUGCUACCAUCUACUGUAUCCGCCCACGACCGCUAUGUACUAUCAGCCUAUCUGUCGGUCUGCAAUGCUACUUCCUGCGCCUUCCUCGCCCAUUCAUGCCGCCUCUCUGGCACCGCUGAUCCCUUCGCACAUCCUCGGCGCUCGAAGCCAAUUCAAUGAGUGCUCUGUCGGGGCAGCGCAUGCCGCCAGGGCUCGUCAUCCCGUCCUAUUCUUGAGACAAAGGCGGCCCCGUGGCCCUCGGGCUCCAGCUUCGGAGACUCCUAGCCCGCGAUGGGCAGGUUCUCGCCGUUCAAGCGUCCUUGCUCGAUAUCUUCGACUUCGCC